Molecule: messenger RNA, 4299 nt
Organism: Orycteropus afer afer
Lineage: Eukaryota; Metazoa; Chordata; Mammalia; Tubulidentata; Orycteropodidae
Gene: CPEB2
Product: cytoplasmic polyadenylation element binding protein 2
Biological process (GO): negative regulation of cytoplasmic translation
Cellular component (GO): synapse; neuron projection; nucleus
Molecular function (GO): mRNA 3'-UTR binding; ribosome binding; mRNA regulatory element binding translation repressor activity
Source: RefSeq, a predicted model, not a curated record
AUGAGGGACUUCGGGUUCGGGGUCCUGAAGGCAGCCCCGCUCCGCAGCAACAGCAGUAGCAGCCCCGGGCCCCUGUUGAGCGGCGGGGCGUACCGCCCCUCCGCCGCGGGGCCCGCCGCGGCCGCCGCCCCGCUGCCCUCCGCCACGCCCUUCGGCCCGCUCUCGCCGCCGCCGUUGCCUGUCACCGGCUUCUCGGAGGCCGCCUCCCCCUUCUCCAUCCCCCUCGGCUGCGGCCGCGCAGGCAGCUCGCUCGCUUCCUCUUCCUCCGCGUUCCCGGCGCCUCAGCAGACCAUGCAGGAUGAGCUGUUGCUGGGCCUGACACAGCAGCCGGCGCGGCCGCUCUCGGGGGCGGCGGCCGCGGAGAAACUCCCCAACCCGCAGCCCGUCGGCGGCACGAACGCGGGUGUGACCCACCUCCUCCCCUCCCAGGACUUCCAACCGAGUCUGCACCACCCCUCCUCCUCCUCCUCCUCCGCCUGCUGCUGUUGCCGCACCUCCUCCCCGCAGGACUUCAGUCAGCAGCAGCAGCAGCAGCUGAGUAGCCAGAAGAGGAAAGAGUUCAGCCCCCCCCGCCUUCCCCACCCUCCGGACUCCAAGCCGCCGCCGCUCCACUGCCCCAGCCGGUUCAGCCCGCCGCCGCCCGGGCCGCUCCUCCACUCGGCGCGGCUCGCCCCGCGCCAGCAGCAGCAGCAGCACAAGCCGCCGCCACCGCCGUUCAGCCUCCCGCAACCGCAGCACCUCCCGCCUCAGGACUUCGCCCCGCGGCAGCGCCUGGCCGACCUGCCCCCGAUCCCGCAGCUCCCGCCCUCGCCUCCCGCAGCCCCGCGGCGCCGCCACGGAGGCGCGAGCAGCCCUCGCAAGACCCCGGCCGCGGGCGAGGGCAGCGUCGCCGAGCCCCCCAAUGCGGGCUUGGCCGCCUCGACGCCGCCGGUGAACCCCGCGCCGGGCUCCAUGGAGUCCCCCAACCACCCUCUCCUCAACAGCCCCAGUAACCUCUUGCCCGGCGGGGCGCUCGGCGCGGGUGCCUUCAGCAGCCUGCAGAGCUCGGACCUUCCGCACCCGGGCGGCGGGGCCGGGUGCGGCCGUGGGAAGCGACCUCGGGCGGGAAGAAGAUGCAGGCGGGAGAGGGUGCGUGCGGGAUUCCGUGGUUCUCCGCCGCGGCCGGUGAGGAGUCCGGCGGAGAGGCUGUUUCUCUUUCUAGUUUGUUGCGUCGGCGGGAGACCUGGCCUCCGAGGCCCGAGCCAGCGGCGGACCGGCCGGCUUCCUAGUGCCGUGGCCGCCGGCUCAGCCUGUGGGCAGUGCCGCGCUCCCCGCCGUGGGGCCGGUGUGAGCCCGGCAGCGCCCGCGGACCACCUGCCUCCUACCGGGGCCGCGUCCUUUGAGAGCUGCCAGACGGAUGACUUUAAACCAGAAACUCCUCUUCUGAAACAGUCUCCUUGGAGCAACCAUCAGAACAGUGGCUGGGGCACUGGAAGUAUGUCCUGGGGAGCGAUGCAUGGCAGAGAUCAUCGUAGAACUGGAAACAUGGGGAUUCCAGGAACUAUGAAUCAGAUCUCUCCACUGAAGAAACCAUUUUCUGGUAAUGUCAUAGCACCACCGAAAUUUACUCGCUCUACUCCAUCACUGACUCCAAAAUCUUGGAUUGAAGAUAAUGUGUUCAGAACAGACAACAAUAGUAAUACACUCUUACCCUUACAGGUGAGAUCUAGUUUGCAGUUGCCAGCUUGGGGCUCAGAUUCCCUCCAAGAUAGUUGGUGCACUGCAGCCGGAACAUCCAGAAUAGACCAGGAUCGAAGUAGAAUGUAUGACAGUUUGAAUAUGCACUCUUUGGAAAAUUCCCUUAUUGAUAUCAUGAGAGCAGAGCAUGAUCCGCUGAAAGGUCGAUUGAGCUAUCCACAUCCAGGGACUGACAAUCUGUUGAUGUUAAAUGCAAGGAGUUAUGGGCGAAGACGAGGUCGGUCUUCCCUCUUUCCGAUAGACGAUGGCUUGCUGGAUGAUGGCCAUAAUGAUCAAGUUGGUGUUUUAAAUUCACCCACGUGUUACUCAGCUCAUCAAAAUGGAGAGCGAAUAGAGCGCUUCUCUCGAAAAGUUUUUGUUGGUGGUCUUCCUCCAGAUAUUGAUGAAGAUGAAAUAACAGCCAGCUUCAGAAGAUUUGGGCCUCUGGUCGUAGACUGGCCUCACAAAGCAGAAAGCAAAUCCUAUUUUCCACCAAAAGGCUAUGCAUUCCUGCUCUUUCAAGAAGAGAGCUCAGUUCAGGCGCUGAUUGAUGCUUGUAUCGAAGACGAUGGAAAGCUCUAUCUGUGUGUCUCCAGCCCCACCAUCAAGGACAAGCCAGUUCAGAUCCGUCCUUGGAAUUUAAGUGACAGUGAUUUUGUGAUGGAUGGUUCUCAGCCUUUGGAUCCCCGAAAAACAAUUUUUGUUGGAGGUGUUCCUAGGCCGUUACGGGCUGUGGAACUUGCUAUGAUAAUGGACCGGCUCUAUGGCGGAGUGUGUUAUGCAGGAAUUGAUACAGAUCCUGAGCUCAAAUACCCAAAAGGUGCUGGACGAGUCGCUUUCUCUAAUCAGCAGAGCUAUAUUGCUGCCAUUAGUGCCCGGUUUGUUCAACUCCAGCAUGGUGAUAUUGAUAAGCGUGUGGAGGUAAAGCCAUAUGUGCUAGAUGACCAGAUGUGUGAUGAAUGCCAGGGCGCACGCUGUGGUGGGAAAUUUGCUCCUUUCUUUUGUGCCAAUGUCACUUGCCUGCAGUAUUACUGUGAGUUUUGUUGGGCAAAUAUCCACUCUCGUGCAGGACGUGAGUUCCACAAGCCAUUGGUAAAGGAAGGUGCUGAUCGCCCACGUCAGAUCCACUUCCGCUGGAACUAAGAAUAGCGAGCCGGCGUCUGCUUAAGGAAAGAAAGGGUGCAUGUGGCUUACUGUGUGUAAGGAUACUGACAUGCAGAAGAGAUAAGUGCAUUCUUCUGCUUUCUCCCCAGCUAUCAAUACAUGCAUCUUUAUCAGCAGCCAAAACACUACAAGCCUCUUGUUUUUCACCAAAACCCUACAUCUCAGGCUUACUAAUUUUUGCGAUAUUUUCAUGUUAAAAUAAAAUGUUUUUUUGUAUUUUCUCCAAGUUAUUUUUAUAUGUAAAGUGAAAAUUAGAUAUGAGAAUGUUUUGCGUAGGGGCAACACCGUCUGCUGCUAUAUUGUGGGGGAAGCGCGCACUUAUUUCUAAAUGUGGGUUUUUAACUUCAAGAUCUGCCCCAGUAAUUUACCAAAGGUAGCAAAAUAAUAGUGAAGAUGGAAUAUGUCUGCUACAAAUGCUUAUUUUUAUUGUUGCUAUUUUCAGUGUAUACAUAAACUAAAAAUUAGGGUUAAUUUUUUGCUCUCCAUUUUGACUUGCAAGAAAUAAUACCUCAGAUAAUCUGAUUUAUUAGCUAUUUUUAAACAUUUUUAAUCACAAGCUGUAUUAGCUUUGCUGCUAUAUAGGUGUUAUGUGUAAAUGCCACCUAUUAAUACGGGAUUGAAAACGUUAGAGACACACUGCAUUGCAGAUGAAAUGCAGGCAGCACAAUAUGGCCUAAACUGCCAUAGUUUUAGAAUGUGAAAAAAAAAUGCAUGUUUACUUACCUGUAUACAUCAUAAUGCAUGCACUAGAGUUAGUAACUAACAAGAGGUGAGGUAUUGCAGAUGUCCAAACAAGCUCUCUUGAAUCUAGAUAGCAUGAACCAAUUAUAUAAUUUGUUUUAAAAAAAAGCAAACUUGCAUGCAUUAUUGUGACUUCAAGUUUAAAAAAAAAAAAAAACUGUCCUACAUGUGUACAAUAUGCAAAUUAGUCUUAGAUUAGAGAGUGCAGCCAUUUUGUGAUCUGGUCGGUAGUGGAACUCGAUUUUUGCAGACUGGAUGUAAUAUUUGUAAUCCCUGUGCAAUUUUGUGAUGUGCGGUUCUAAUUCAUGUGCAGUGAUAGAGUAUAGAAAAGAUUGAAAGGAAAAUACAAGAAUUUUAAAUAAGUUGAUUUUAGCCCCUUUGAUAGUUCAUGGUUAAGACAUCCUUUCCAAACCAAAGAUGGCCAGCACACUGCUAACCAGUCACCAAAUGUAAGACCCGUGGAAAACCCAUACUUAAAAAAGUGAACUGUAGAGAAGAAUGCAAAAACUUUGGUGGACCCACGUAAAGUCAAAAUGGAGAUGGGAAAUAAACAGACGGCUAGUUGCAUGAAAAUAAAUUUUACCUUGAAGGCAAAGGUGAAAUCUGGCUUAAACUUACUUAAUGUUUGACCUAUGUACUUUGGGGUCUUAUGUCUAAACUGGGGUCACUGUUGCAUGG